Messenger RNA from Macrosteles quadrilineatus (aster leafhopper), 1222 nucleotides. RefSeq lists its product as uncharacterized. NCBI's taxonomy places the organism in Eukaryota, Metazoa, Arthropoda, Insecta, Hemiptera, Cicadellidae. Bases 103 to 948 code for a protein of 281 amino acids. Gene Ontology annotation, biological process: peptidoglycan catabolic process. Gene Ontology annotation, molecular function: zinc ion binding; N-acetylmuramoyl-L-alanine amidase activity. The record is from RefSeq and is a predicted model, not a curated record. The transcript is spliced from 5 exons.
ACUGAACACAGAUUUAAAAACGAAAUGUCAGUUAUUAAAUAAACGUUUUUGUAAAACCUAAAUAGUUUUUUUACCAUUGUUUUAGGCUAAAUAACUAAAAUCAUGCCCAGGUUUGCCGAACAAACUGUAAUAAAGAGGAAACUGCAUGCAGACCGUCUGGUGCUGGUAAAGAGGGAGGAAUGGGAAGCGAGAGAACCCAAGGAACCACUCCCAGCAGUUCCCUUGCCCAUCCAGUACGUUGUGGUGACAUGGACGGACACGGAUAUAUGUGAAUGGCCCGCGGCGUGUAUGAAGAGGGUGAAGAGUAUCCAGGAAGACCACAUGGACAACAAGGGACUGCCCGACAUCAGAUACAAUUUCCUGAUAGGAUCGGACAAGCAGACGUAUGAAGGAAGAGGCUGGAGAAUGAUGGGUCCGACCUACCCGGAGACCAUAGAAGGGGCGAAGGAAAUCAACGGCAAGAGCAUAGAAAUCGCCUUCAUCGAGAAAGACAUGCAGAUACCGUCUGACGAUCUUGCUUCAGCCAUGCUCAAGUUUCUAGCCAAAGAGAUGGCACUCAACAAUGUCGCCAGGCCUCUGGAGUUCAAGGCCAUCAUGGACAACAAGUUCGUCAGGUUUUCAAGACUGUUCGAAGGAGAGAAGGUGGCCGACUUUAUGUAUACCGAGGAAGAGCGCGCUGCCGAAGCCGAGAGGGAUCAAGAAGCCGAGGAGAUAUUAAAAGAAUCUUUGAAAGAACUGGAAGAGAGGGACUCGUGGAUUGAUAAUGAGAUGGAAGCUAUAUUGGAAGAGCAAAGAGCGGUGAUCAAGACAAAGACUCCAGAGGAGAUCAAGAAGGAAUACGGUUAUACUGAGGACGUUGACGAGGAGAAGGUCAGAGCAGUAAAGAUACCAGAUGAUGAAAAACCAGAAGAGGCAGAAGGAAAUCCCACAACUGAUGAAAAAACGUAGUAUAGUACCUAGUAUUUUCGAGUUAUAUUAAAUAGUUGAUUUUUUUAUUACAAACCAGCAGCAAACCCCUGCAUUGCCCGGGUUAAAUAAAAUACACAAUAAUAAAAUCUUAAUACAGUAUAUAAAAGAAAGUUGUGUUAAUUACAGCGUUUAUAACUAGAAAACUACUGAACCAAUUGGCAUGAAAAUUUACAGGGAUACUCCUUAGGUACUAGAAUAACAUAAUAGCCUGUUUCCGUUUCAAAAACCCUUAAGGGAAGCGUCCUAUGGCCCU